Molecule: messenger RNA, 2898 nt
Organism: Ixodes scapularis (black-legged tick)
Lineage: Eukaryota; Metazoa; Arthropoda; Arachnida; Ixodida; Ixodidae
Exons: 3
Coding region: 1-570 (189 amino acids)
Source: RefSeq, a predicted model, not a curated record
AUGAGACACGUGGAAAGAAUAAAACGGUCGCUAUGCGGCAAGGAAGACGAAGAUGACGCCAUCUGGGCCUGGCCCUUCUUACUAUGGUCCCAUGUGCGGAUGCUGCACCGCCGCGGCCAGAGCCGCGAGCAGCGGCUGCUGGCCAUCCAGCAGGCGGCGGCGGCAGCCAGUAGGGGCCACCACCUGUCCAGGGACAUGAAGACGCUGCUGGGCACGCUGUCUCCGGCAGAACGCAAGCUGGUCGCCAUCAAGCACAACCUACAGGUGACCCCCGGCCAAGCUGUGCCUUUCCGCCGCAUGAGGUCGCAGUCGGUGGUCUUCCAGCCGGACCCCGCCCGGAGGAGCCCCCUGGUGGUGAGGGCACGCUCCCUCUCCGUCAGCGACGCCCCGGAACGGCCGCAGCUGCACCGGACUCACGCUGCGGCGGCCCCGGCCACCAGACUCACCGACCACGAGGAGGACGACAGGUUCCGGACCUACACCCGGCAGGUGUACAUGCUGUUCGCCACCCUCGCCGCCAUAGUGGCCGCAGCAGCGUACUACACCUUCUUCAGGAUACACCAGACCUGACCGCCCGAGGCAUGACGGACGGCCAGAAGGCCCUCUCCCGCUGGGAAACUCGAGGGCUGCGACACAAUGAUUGUUCGCUGGAGACGAACCAAAUCGUCGGAGGCGUCCUUUCGAUUGCUGGGUUCGAGGGUGUCCGACUAUCCACGAGACCCAGCGAAGGUUACGCAUCUAAGGCCGGCAAGAGGGAGACUUGACGCCCUCACCCGCAGACACCCCCGGGCACGUCGGUUUCCAAAGCCACAAUUGGGAAGUGAAGGAAUUUCACUGACCACAUGGCUGUGCGGGUGACCUACAACAAAGGGUGCAGCAAAACAGCAGAAACCGAGGUUUCCGGAAAAGCGGUGGUCAAACGUUUUUGCGACCUCGAUCCACCGAGAGAACGACAGAAUCGGUCCAGUUCUUCGGCAUUAGUCAGCCGAAACUAGACCCCUAGCAGGAACGACGUAGCCAGGGACGGCACGGGGCUUACGAGGCUGCAGACCGCUUAAGAAUGCAGCAAUACACUCCCCGCCCCAACACAAUAUUGAAACCCCCAACUACUGCACUGCAUGGCAGUGGAAGGAGGUAACGAGAUUUGCCCAGCAUUCGUUGUCUCUCCAAGGAAGGCGACAAGUUAACGAACCAAGCUGGGUGCACUUCAUCUAACGGGUGAAACCGCUAAAAUAUGAUUAUUAGUCAACCCGUCGAAGACCCCGUACGUAAGGGAGUCGGGAAGGAUGUACAGGAUUUUUACAUGUUGAUCUGUGUCGUCCUUUCGCUGUUUGUCUUUGAAGGACAGGGACGCCCACUCUCACUUUUGUUGUUUGUAUAUCUUAGAGCAAAACCAGAUCUCCUCCCACCCCCUGGUAACAGGGGUCCCCGGUGUGCGGUCACACAGCACGUUGUGCCUCGAGGAAACUUGCGCCGCGCAAAAGCCUACCUCUACUGCAAACACAAUUCGAUGUAUCGCGCAAGCAUAGCCAGACUCCAUCCUCAAGUGGUCAUGAGCAACGGCUCUGAUGCAGGUUCCGAGGGCAGUGACGGAAGCAGAAAUGCUUCACAAAGUUUCAAGGUUAGUGAAGACGCGACACGACCAUUGGUCCCACGAGCACGAAAAGGCCUAGACAAGCGAGCUGAUGCCAUCUGCAAUGUCAUUCUUCCACAACGCUCGAUAUGAACUCUGUUAUGAGAACGCCACUCUCAGUGAUUUUUCUCGUAGCAAGGGAGUAAGGAAGAAAUGAGCACUCCCGCAUUAAUCUACAGUACAGUCACUGCAAUGGCUGCGACACGUCACAUUGGUUCAAUUUACUUCUUUGUCUGCAACAAACGGUGAGACGCUUUGGCGUCGCUGCCGUGCACCUUUUAACGUCUCGCAAGAAGCGCAACGCAAAAAUGCGGCAACGUCAAGACGAGCACGACCGCCGCUUCGCGCCAUACUCUUGUCGUGUUUUGGCGCGUUUGCCGCUUGGGGCCCUGCUCGGGGAUUUGCUGCCAACGACGUAGUGCGCAGGCCCUUCUUUUAGGUGGUUUUAUAUGGAUGGACACGGCCAAACCAUUUUAGUCGGGCAGCGGCUUGCGUCACCCAGCCGAACCUUUUAAUUUCAACAAUUAACUUCGAUUAAAUUUUAAUUAAGAAUGAUUGUAAAAGGUUUUAUCGCGACGUCACGGAAACUGUGGCCAUCUAGCGGGCGCUACUCGAGACUCGCGUUUGUUCCACAAAAACCAUAUAAUAACACGGUAGUGCGCACACUUUGCGCGCUGCGGACCCAGGUUCGACUUCCGAAAGCGGUGGGCGACCUUUUCCUUAAAGGGGCACUGACACAUCAAAAUCAUAAUUUUUUUUAUUAUCCGAAACGAUUGAAAACGAUGCCGGGACAUUACCCUCAAAAUUUGAAAUUUGGGAAUUCAGUAUUCGUGAAGUAAAAAAACAAUUUCCAAAUGCCAAAUUCGAAGUUCCCGCGCGAUCGGCGCCGGUGCCUUGACACCAAAAAUCGCGAAGACCUGAGAGUCGACUUCCUUUCACCACUCCCUGCUGUUGCCAUGGCGACCCAAAGCGAGGAGGAAAGGAGCGGGCGGCGGCGUUCCGGCGGACCGGUUUUGAGCGGUGUCGCCUGUUUUCCGUUGGAGGAUACAAAUCCAGGAGACGGCACCACAACGAACUCCCGAUUUUUGGUAUUUCAAAAAGAAGGGCCGUACUGCAUUCGCAAUUGCGUUAAAAAACAUGUUUUAGGAUUGCCGUAAUUAAAUGUUAUAGAGAUGUCGCCUACAAAGCUUCUAAAUUUUAUGAUUCUUGACGUCACCGAUCAAAAGAAGCGAGGAGGCGAGAGGCGGGAAAAUCAAACGCCAAAA